Molecule: messenger RNA, 834 nt
Organism: Clonostachys solani
Lineage: Eukaryota; Fungi; Ascomycota; Sordariomycetes; Hypocreales; Bionectriaceae
Source: the annotation of a GenBank genome assembly
AUGCCGUUCCUGAAAAUAGCAAUUCUCAUCGAGUGGAUAAACAUCUUCGUGCCUGGAGGGUUCGACCGAAGAAGCGUCUUUUUCUGGGGAUGUAGCUUCAUGAUAUUCGUUCAAGCUGCUGCUCUCGUCGGAAUUGUGCUGGCUUUGAAUCUUCAGUGCAAGCCUCAUAGGGCCAUCUGGGAUAUUCGAGUACAAGGUGAUUGUUAUGCAAUUAGCAAGAUACAAAUCAGUUCGGGAAUUAUUUUCUUGAUAUCUGAUAUCAUUAUCUUGCUACUACCACAGCAUAUUAUCUGGAAACUUAAGUUGAAGACGUCCAAGAAAAUCGGGGUGUCGAUUGUCUUCGGUCUUGGUCUACUCGCGUGCGUAUGUGCCGCGGUCAGAUUAAGCGAUACGAUGAAACUGGUCAACAAUACAGACGACGCGGUCUACUAUAUUGGCAUUGUGGGCUUUUGGGCAUUCGCCGAGAUGACUUGCGGUUUCUUCAUUUGUUGUCUCCCCUGUAUACCCAAAAUUCUUCACGACACCGGCGUUCUGCGUUCUAUCAAGCGAAAACUGGGUAUGAACACGGCUACCACCGCUCCCACCUCGGGGGAGAGGUAUGGCACCAAUGGUUCGUCUAACCGAAGGAAUUACGAGGCCAACCAUUCCACGUCGUACUACAAAUUGGACGAAGAUGGUGUACCUAUGACAACCAUUGGGGGUACGCAGUCGACAGAAUAUUUACACGGGGGGCAAAAUGGAAGCGACAUUAGCCAAGCAGCACACCCCUCCACCACACUCGGUGCUCAUUCUGCAGUGGACAAAGGCUCUUCCUCCAAGGCUUGGCGAGCAUGA